UACUUCACAAGCUCACUCUUCGUGGAUCCUCUGCGACGAGACAUCUCCAAAUUGCUUCAAGCAUUCCUCGAUCGUGUCACAACCGAGGCACAGAAAUGGGAUUACCUCCAUUUAAAAGUCCUAGAGCCCCGUGCAAGGCGUGUUUUCCUUGAGACGGUGAUGAGGUUGUUUUUG
This is a messenger RNA of Cantharellus anzutake, 174 nucleotides long. RefSeq lists its product as uncharacterized. The transcript is spliced from 2 exons. The annotation marks the transcript as partial. The record is from RefSeq and is a predicted model, not a curated record. Lineage: Eukaryota; Fungi; Basidiomycota; Agaricomycetes; Cantharellales; Hydnaceae.